AUGAAGUUCUUCACAGCAACCCUCCUCACCACCCUCAUCACCAGCGCCGUUGCCAUCCCCGCCGACAACUCGAGCAGCGAAGAUGUCGGCAAGAAAAUCCUCGACACAGCCCUGACUGCUAAGGGAACACCGUACGCCUGGGGAGGUGGUACUUGCAAGGGUCCAUCGCACGAUCAGCCGCCGUACAAGUACGGCGAUGUCGGAUAUGACUGCUCUGGCCUUGUCUGCUGGGCUGUGUGCAAGGUGACAGGCCGUGAUUUGUUCAGUGAGGGAUUGCGUGUUACCUCGUCUAUGUACUGUGCUCCUGAGAAGAAGCUGGGAUACAAGAAAUACCCCUACUCCAAGCGUCAAGCCGGAGACGCUGUUUUCUUCGGUGGCAAGUGUGACUGCGACGAUAGAGAUACUAUCCACCAUGUUGGAUUGAUGAUGGACUCGGGUGAUCGUAUGUGGAAUGCUCCCAAUGACCGCGUCAACAAGGUCCAAGAAAACAGCAUCGAGAAGUUUGGCGAGAAGCCAUGUCCGUAUGUCAUUCGGUUCACCGAAUAG
Messenger RNA from Aspergillus wentii DTO 134E9, 546 nucleotides. RefSeq names its product C40 family peptidase. NCBI's taxonomy places the organism in Eukaryota, Fungi, Ascomycota, Eurotiomycetes, Eurotiales, Aspergillaceae. The record is from RefSeq and is a predicted model, not a curated record. The transcript has 3 exons. The coding region runs from base 1 to 546 and encodes 181 amino acids.